GAGCGUCCCCGUACUGCGUGACUGCUGUUGUUGACAUUGCACACUGAACGAGAUUCGGACCGUUUCGUUCACGAUCGUGUUAUAAAUACACACAGAAAACAGAUUUAUUGGACUUGGAUUCACUCCGUGUUGAUUUGCUGUUUAUUUCGUGGUUGUCACUUUACUCUGACGGGGACGGAGGUAACGUCUGAAGCUAAUCGGUAUUACAGGAAGUUAGCUCAUUAGUUAGCGCAUUAGUUAGCCAUGCGGAGUGUAUUUCAACUCAGCUAACAGAUCUCGCUGCUACACGGUUCAGACGUGGGUUUAUUGUAGCCGGGAGCCGGUUUAAUAGCGCUCUCACAAGAUGGCAGUAGAGCUUGACGUGUUUGUGGGUAACACCACUAUCAUGGACGAGGAGGUUUACCAGCUCUGGUUGGAUGGAUACACAGUGAACGACGCGGUGACCGUGCGAAUGGAGGGAGGCGUACUGGAGGAGUUUGAAGCCAGUGCAGAUGUUCUGCUGAGCGACACCAUGGACCAGUACAGGACCUUCCAGAUGUGCGAGCGUCUGCUGCAUAGUCCGGCCAAACUGGCCAACCAGCUGCUGUUCCAGAUCCCGCCUCAUCGACAAGCCAUGCUCAUAGAGAGAUAUUAUGCUUUUGAUGAUUCGUUUGUCCGUGAGGUCCUAGGAAAGAAACUCUCCAAAGGAACAAAGAAAGACUUGGAUGAUAUCAGUGCUAAGACAGGCGUGAUGCUGAAAAGCUGCAGACGGCAGUUUGACAACUUCAAACGCGUUUUCAAAGUUGUGGAGGAGCUGAAGGGACCCCUGGUGGAGAACAUACGGCAGCAUUUCCUUCUGUCGGACAAGCUUGCCAGGGAUUACGCUGCCAUUGUUUUCUUUGCCAACAAUCGCUUUGAGACAGGAAAAAGAAAGCUGCUGUAUCUCACAUUCCAGGACUUUGCCUUCUGUGCCGGGCAGCUUAUCAACAACUGGACUGUCGGGGCCGUCGAUAGCAUGGUGGAAGACAUGGACGUCGAUCUGGACAAAGAGUUUUUACAAGAGCUGAAAGAACUAAAGAUUUUAAUCAGUGACAAAGAUCUUCUAGAUCAACACAAAAGUCUGGUUUGCACAGCUCUCCGGGGAAAGACUAAAGCGUUUAACGAGAUGGAGGCGAAUUUCAAGAAUCUCUCCAGGGGUCUCGUCAACAUUGCCGCUAAAUUAACAAACACCAAAGACGUCCGGGAUUUCUUCAUUGAUCUAGUGGAGAAGUUUAUUGAGCCGUGCCGUUCAGACCGGUGGACAGCGGCGGACAUGAAACUCUAUCUCACCCACUACACCAACUCCGCGCACAUACUCGACACAUUCAAACACCAGGUCGUAUGGGACCGAUACAUGGGCGUCAUCAAAAGCUGUAUCUUCAAAAUGUAUCACGACUGACACGUCGCUCCUCUCUUCUACUCGCCCCGGCGAUGAAUUUUAUUGUUUGACUUUAUUUCAAUAAUUCCCAUUUUGGCUCCAAACACCCAUUUGUACCCUAGUGUCAUUUUCAUUGUCUGUAUAUUUGAUCUGUAAAUAAAAUCAACGUAUUUCCA
Molecule: messenger RNA, 1572 nt
Organism: Salarias fasciatus (jewelled blenny)
Lineage: Eukaryota; Metazoa; Chordata; Actinopteri; Blenniiformes; Blenniidae
Gene: fibpa
Product: fibroblast growth factor (acidic) intracellular binding protein a
Exons: 11
Coding region: 344-1417 (357 amino acids)
Biological process (GO): platelet aggregation
Cellular component (GO): nucleus
Molecular function (GO): fibroblast growth factor binding
Source: RefSeq, a predicted model, not a curated record